Molecule: messenger RNA, 1629 nt
Organism: Gadus chalcogrammus (walleye pollock)
Lineage: Eukaryota; Metazoa; Chordata; Actinopteri; Gadiformes; Gadidae
Product: P2Y purinoceptor 2-like
Exons: 7
Coding region: 1-1578 (525 amino acids)
Biological process (GO): G protein-coupled receptor signaling pathway
Cellular component (GO): plasma membrane
Molecular function (GO): A1 adenosine receptor binding; G protein-coupled UTP receptor activity
Source: RefSeq, a predicted model, not a curated record
AUGGGGUGUAUAGGGGGGGACCAAGAGGAGGAGUACCGGACUCUAGUGAGAGACUUUGUCACCUGGAGCCAAGCAAACAGCCUGCAGCUCAACACAUCAAAAACCAAAGAGCUGUUUAUAGACUUUGGGAAGUCAAGGCCACGCCCCCAAGCAGUGGACAUCAAUGGGGUAGAGGUGGAAACCGUGGGCAGCUACAAGUACCUGGGAGGAAGCAGCACAACCAAGAGGGACUCCUCCAGGCUUGACAAGCUCAUCAGGCGGGCCGGCUCUGUGGUCGGCUUCAAGCUGGAUUGUCUGGUGACAGUGGCAGAGGAGAGAACCACAAAGAAGCUUCUGGCCAUCCUGGAUGACACCAGCCACCCUCUGCACACUGUCAUCAGCAACCAAAGAAGCUCCUUCAGCGACAGGCUGCUCCUCCCCAGAUGCCGCACCAACAGACUAAUGAACUCCUUUGUCCAUCGUGCCUGCCAUCACACUCCACAACUCCGCACUUGGAGGGAGGAGGGGGGGCAGCAGGAGGAGUACAAAUAUUCCCUCUCAUUUCUUUUGUAUAGCAACAUUACUAGUAAAACAAACAACCUCUACUCAUGUCGCUUCAAAGAGGACUUCAAGUACCUGCUGCUGCCCAUCAGCUACUCUUUGGUCUUCUUCUUCGGCCUCUCGCUGAACGCCAUGGCGCUAUUCGUCAUCACGUUCCGCACAAAGCGCUGGACCCCGUCCACCGUCUACAUGCUCAACCUGACCGUGUGCGACACCCUGUACAUCUUCACGCUGCCCUUCCUCAUCUACUACUACGCCGAUGCCAACGACUGGCCCUUCGGCGAGCCCAUCUGCAAAAUCAUACGCUUUCUCUUCUACGCCAACCUCUAUGGCUCCAUUCUUUUCCUGUCUGCCAUCAGUCUGCAUCGCUUCAUUGGCAUCUGCUACCCGGUCCACUCCCUCAGCUGGCUCAGCGUUAAACGCGCCAAGCUGGUGUCCGUGGGCGUGUGGGCCUGUGUGCUCUCCUGUCAGGCACCCGUUCUCUACUUCUCCAGGACCAGGAGGUACGGCAAAGGCUUAGUGUGCUUUGACACCACGGGCCCGGAGCUCUUCGAUGACUUCCUAGUCUACAGCUCCGUGAUCUCCGUGGUGAUGUUCGUCCUGCCCUUCAUGCUGGUGAUGGUGUGCUACGGCCUGAUGGUGCGCAAGUUGCUGGAGCCCAGCUGGGUAUCAGGGGAGGGCCAGCAGGGGCUCCGGGCGGCCCACCGCACCAAGCAGAAGUCGGUGAAGAUGAUCAUCAUCGUGCUGAUGACGUUCAUGUUCUGCUUCCUGCCCUUCCACCUCACUAGGAGCCUGUACUACUCCUUCAGAUACCUCAGGAAUAGGCACCCAGAGCAGAUAACCUGUAAACUGCUGGAGGCGUCCAGCAUAGCCUACAAGGUGACCAGGCCGCUGGCCAGUGCCAACAGCCUAAUCGACCCAUUCCUCUUCUUCAUGGCUGGUCAAGACUUCCGUAAAACCAUGAAGGGGAAGAAGCAGAAAAAAGCAGCAAACGGCCUUCCAGAAUGUGCAAACACAGCGUUGACAACAUCCCUGUGAUAAUUUUUUUAUUUGCUGGUUUCUUAUUUCAGUUUUUUCUUACCUGCUUUA